Neurospora crassa OR74A is the source of this 1451-nucleotide messenger RNA. RefSeq lists its product as hypothetical. Lineage: Eukaryota; Fungi; Ascomycota; Sordariomycetes; Sordariales; Sordariaceae. The transcript has 2 exons. The record is from RefSeq and is a predicted model, not a curated record. Bases 182 to 1009 code for a protein of 275 amino acids.
CUUUGAUACGAUCAUUGUGCCCAACCUUCCUAUAACAGCCACCACCCUACCCAAUCAUCGAUAAAUCAAUCACUUGUCUGCUCCAAUAUUCCCUAGUACGCCCUGGUCUUUCCUCCUAAACCCAUAUCUGGAAACCGAAGAGCUUACCCCCAUCGAAGAGAAACAACUCCGCAAACGCCUCAUGUUCCUUCGCUCCCAAUCUCGCACUCCUCACCGUUCUCCUGCUCUGCAACGAAGACCCUCGGACACCGAGCCUCUCGUCAUCGCCUCUGGCUCCGGGACCCAGGACCACACCCAGAGCAGCCCUGCUCGCACCAACCUCAUGAAGAACCUCAAAAUAAACGGCUCCUGCACCUACUCUGACGACGACGGUGACUACCACCAGCAGCAAUCAUCCUCCUCGUGUCCAAACAACAUGAACCACAAACAUCCUCACAACCUCUUGGACAGCAACAGCAACAAACUCUGCCACAAACGCUCAACAACAUCCACAUCCAAUACCUACUCCACUGCUCACACGGCUCCCAUCGCUUCCUCCAGCGGAGAAAACGCAACCAACCCCUUCGAAGAUCCCUCCCACAUCGUUAGCGAACCCUCACCCUCAGAUUCAUCCACCCCUUCCACCAUCCGCUCCGAUUCGUCUACACCCCAACCUCAUCUUCACUCCCGAACCAAUCCCAACUCGAACUCCUUUCAUCCUCAUCCUCACCCUCCCCAUGCCAUGCAUAGCAACCACGGCCUAGACGGCACGGUCAGCGCCAACGGCGGUUUCACCGCCGGCACCACCGACCAUAGCUUGCCCGUCCCGGUAACCAACAAGCGAGCCCACACUAGUACUACGAUCUCGUCAAGGAGAUCGGGCAGGUCGACUUCUUCCAAACUCUCGAAGAGGGUGAGGAAGUUCCCACGGGCGGUGAGGCGGGCGAUUAAGAGGUUUUUGAGACGGGUGACGGGGAAGAGCCGGAAGAAGGACAAGAUGAAGGUGACUUGGACUGCGCCGCAGGAAUGAGACCGAGAAGCCUCAGAGGGAGAACAUGCAAGGAUGGAGAGUGGUGCAGCGUAUUGAUAGGGAAUGACAUGAUGGCUGGUGAGAUCAAUUGGUCGCCUUGUUAUGGUUACAUGCGAUUCAUGUAAAGACAUGGGGAAAUGGGGCAUGUCACAGAUGUUGCUUGUUUAUGAAUUGGGACAGAUGCACGACAAGGUCUUGGUGUUGGGUAUCUUUUGUCGACCUGCGGGAGGCUAUUAUCCCUGGGAAGCUAUCCGUUUUCGUGCUUCUGUGGGCGAAGCUACCUAAGAAUAUGCGAAUGGUUUAGUGCAUGAAUCGUGAUGGUUAGAAAAAAGACAGAAAGAGACGCAUUACUCACUUUAAGCAGCUAAGAAAUAGAUUGAUACCCCAAAGACACCUUUGGCUAAAACAAACAUCAAACAAACCAAUCAAUAAAAUCACGAAG